AUGCUUAGAAGUUUGUGCUCUGUUGCAAUUCGACUUGGCCAAAAAAGACAACCACGUUUUUUGUCAAGUACGGCAUCCGGCGGCGAUGACGACGGAAAAGGACCGAAAGCAAAGGAUAUUAUCGAUGACAACUUGCUCAAAGCCAUUGAUGGAGUAGCAAACGACAUUCAUCCACAAAGCAUUACAGAAAAGAAAUCAUUAAAACAUACGCUCAUAAAUCGACUUGUAGCAAAUGAAAAAGCCAGCUUUGACGCUGCUGCAGUUUCAGCCAAUAGCGAAAUGCUCGAUGAUCAGGCACUUAUUGGACUUCUUGCUGAUGUUGCUGGUGAUGCCAAAGUAGAGAAGAAAGUUCCUCCCAAGUCUGCCCAAUUGCGGCAAGAAAGGCGAGGUCUUGUUCUUCUACGAAAAGAGAUCUUUUAUCAAGCUAUUCAUAGUGGAUUUACAACAGAAGAAGCACGCGUCAAGUCGGAGACGAUCGUCAAUGAGGCGCAGAUAAAACUUGCAGAACAACGAAAAGCUCUUUUAAGUGACGUUCGAGAAAAGUUAGAGAAUGAUGAAACUGAACAGACAGAAAGAAGCGAGAAAGAACAUAAACUAUUCACAACGGCUCUCGAAUUCUUGGAAAAGAUUUAUAAAGACGAUAUGAUCAAUAGUGACGCACGUAAGAUAGUGAAUGUAGACAAAGAUGCCAUCAAAUUCUUUCAACAAAGACCUCUUGGGACCUGGAAAAAAUCGGAGAAGUAUGAGGACCAUUCGCUCGAAUUUUGGACUCGGUGGGAUCAAAGAGCUGCAACCAUUGCAAAUGGAUCUUUUGGUCCAACAAACUCUUUUGAAGAGCAAAUCGAUUGGACAACCAAAGGAAAACAAUGGGAAUAUCCAAUUGAUAACGAAUUCAAAAUGGGCGACGAAGCUGGAGUAUCUUUUAUUGAUCAUGUCUUCUUGGAACGACAUCUUCCGUCAUUAGGUAUUCCAAAAACCGGACCAAUUGCACAUUUUAUGCAUUUAGUGUGCGUUGGUUUAUCGAAGAAUCCAUACAUGACUGCAGCGAAAAAACGGGAACACUUGAAAUGGUUUGCUGAUUACUUUAAUACGGAAAAACAAAAACUGGUUCACAAGCUUCACGAACAGGAACAAGUUGCUGCUCAGAAUGCUCUUUAA
Caenorhabditis remanei is the source of this 1158-nucleotide messenger RNA. RefSeq lists its product as uncharacterized. The coding region runs from base 1 to 1158 and encodes 385 amino acids. The transcript has 6 exons. Gene Ontology annotation, cellular component: mitochondrial small ribosomal subunit. Lineage: Eukaryota; Metazoa; Nematoda; Chromadorea; Rhabditida; Rhabditidae. Gene Ontology annotation, molecular function: structural constituent of ribosome. The record is from RefSeq and is a predicted model, not a curated record.